GGAGUAGGUAGGAGGCAUCCAGUACAGUUGGACCCUGUCAACUUGUCCAGCCUGUACAGAGAGAGAUCUUCAGCCACACCUCGCUUGUGCUACUUUGAUGUCAAUCAAAGAAUUGAUGUCAUAGCAUGGCACCACACAGUUGCGAGCCACAGGAGGACGAAGAUGUCGUAGAGCACGAUUUCGAUAACUUUUGACGAAUAUAUAAACCCAUUGUUUUAUCCUCCAUCGCCGACUAUUUCAGCUAUCCCAACAUCAUCAAACAAACAAUUACACCAGAAGCUUCAAAUCAAGCAGCAAUUGCUCGUACCUCUUACUCAACCAACCACUUCCACACAAAAAAUCAAAGACCAAUUUACAUAAAACCAAACUCAAAAUGUUCGGUCGUCGCCAUCACCAAACCACCACCACGGCCCCUUCCCGCCGCCACCGCACUCACCGCACCCACCACACCACGACCACUACCACGGCACCUCGUCGCGGUCUCUUCAGCCGCCGCCAGCCCGUAGUGCACCAGAAGCGCCAUGCCACCAUGGGAGACAAGAUCAGUGGCGCUUUCCUCAAGCUCAAGGGCUCUUUGACCCGCAGGCCUGGACAGAAGGCUGCCGGUACUCGACGCAUGCGCGGAACGGAUGGCCGUGGCAGCCGUAGGAGCUACCGCUACUAAGCGCGAGGCAGAUCAAACUUGACAGACAUGACGGUUAUGUACGAUUAAGCUAGCGUUGUUUGGUGCUUUUUUGAAACCAGUAAUCUAGAUGAUACCCGCGAUGUUGAUAGUAUCAGCUUUAUAAUGUUUUUA
Pyricularia grisea is the source of this 796-nucleotide messenger RNA. RefSeq lists its product as uncharacterized. The record is from RefSeq and is a predicted model, not a curated record. The coding region runs from base 374 to 664 and encodes 96 amino acids. The transcript is spliced from 2 exons. Lineage: Eukaryota; Fungi; Ascomycota; Sordariomycetes; Magnaporthales; Pyriculariaceae.